This is a messenger RNA of Gadus morhua (Atlantic cod), 4608 nucleotides long. RefSeq lists its product as uncharacterized. The record is from RefSeq and is a predicted model, not a curated record. The transcript has 7 exons. The coding region runs from base 406 to 3189 and encodes 927 amino acids. NCBI's taxonomy places the organism in Eukaryota, Metazoa, Chordata, Actinopteri, Gadiformes, Gadidae.
GCAUCUCUUGCAUCCCAUCCCAGUUAUCUGCUGGCAGACACUGGGAGAGAGGCAGUCACUCUCAGCAUGAAGGCAUCCCCUGCGUCACAGUGUGAUUGAAAGAUAAGAUUGAAAGAUAGAUAGAUAGAUCGGGGAUAUAGGUGCCUUAUUUUAUAAUCGGCCAUCAAACAUGGAAUUCCUGAUUAUAGAGUGACUGCAACUUUUUCUGAUUUGGAUUAUCUCUGGGGCUUAUGGACACAGACUGGGUUGAAACCAACAGGGCAUACCAUCGGAUCCCAGAGCCAGGGGAGACCCAGAGGGAGGGGCCGCCCGGGGCCCGGUGGAUCAGCGUCUUCGGUCCAUCACUGUACCCUCAACCAGACCUGGCUGCCCUUGCUGGACAGCCUGCCACUCUUCCAGAGGCAGAUGAUGGAGAAGUAUUUCACACCUGUGUACCGCCCACCAACUCAGGAAGAGAUGAGGAAGCCCAAGAACCAUCAUCACUACCCCAAUGACCAGCCACAACACCACCCUCAUGCUCACGCUCACCAGGCCUAUCACAGCCCAGAUGACCAGCCACAUCACCGCCCUCGACCAGACCAUGAAUCACUCGGCUAUGCAAACUUAGUCGGAACCGAUGAAAACACAGAUGACAGCCAGGCACACCACCAGAACCACCACCGCCGCCCUCGGCACGCAGAGCAUCUCCACGAGAACCUCCCCCAUGACUACCAUCAGCCUCCACAUCCGCUCUAUCAGCCCCACGCAUCUCAUGAGAGCGAGAUCCAAAACCCGCAGCUCACGAGGGUCACCCUGUCCCGAGCCUCGUCCUCCUCCCUCUCGUCCUCGUCCUCCUCUUCCUCCUUGUUCUCGUCCUACUCCUGGAAGACGGAGCCCAGCGAGCCCCUGUCCAACCGCCCCCCUCAGCGGCCGCAUCACUCCCUCUCCUGCUCCAACAUCCUGGAGGUCCGCACCGGGUUCCGGCAGGACGGCGGCAGCGAGCCCCUCGUCUUCGCCACCGUAACCCACGGUGCGCCUGAGGCCCCUCCCCACGACCGCGCAGCGGGCCACUCACGGCGGAACGAACGUGCCCGCGGCUCCCUGCCGGACCAGAGCCACAGUGACGAGGGCCUCCUGCAGACCAGUGAGGACGAGGUGGAGGCAGGCCGACGGCGGCGUGUGGCCCCCCCGCUCCAUGGAGCGCUCUACAAGACCGCCAGCUUAGGGCGCAGCCUGGCCUUCAGCGAGGAGAACCUGGUACUGGGAGCGUCAGGGAGGCCCCGCAGGGCAGGGUUCACCAACCAAAUCCCUAGCAAGGGGAUCCUCAAGAACCGGGAACCUCACCCGGACAUCCGCAAAGCGAGGUCUAUGGAGGUUCUGUCCCCCCGGGUGGCCAACGGACAGGGCAAAGGUAGAGAGAAAGGGAAGGGCGCUGGGCGGGCCGACAUUCAGACAGCCAGGGAGAGCUUUGUGAAGGGGAAGAUGCAGUUCUCCGCCUUCCUGGACGAGAUCACGAAACAGGUCAUCAGUCCGUCCAACCUUAACAGUUUAGGGGUCAACCAAGGUAAAGCCCCUGGGGAGACCACGGGCCCCGCUCCCGGGGCGAGGGGCCCUGGGGCGGCCAAGCCUCAGCUUCCCGUCAAGAAGCACAGAGAGAGCUCUGGAGAGGAGAGAGAACAGCAUCACAAACCGCCAGCCACACAGGACAGAAGGGAGCCUCGUGGAAACUUUCCGUCGCAUCAUUCCCCACACCCCGACCAGCCCAAUCCCGACAAGCUGAGCUCGUACGCGGCCAGGCGGCACAGAGGCAGCCCCCCUCUGCAUCACCAUCCCCAAACCUCCAGCCCCCAUCCCCCCCAAGGUUGCACCCAUAAGGAAGGGAGGGAGCCAGGGAUUGCGGGCCACAAAGCAAGGGAAAGCGACAUCCGAUGUGGUUCUCAUUUAACCGAUGGAACCAUCAGCCCGGAGCCUAUCCCGCCCAAACAACGAAACCACCGCAAGCCCCGGAACACAGCCGCCCACAGUCCACCCCCACCACCCCUUCCACCCCACAUUCAGCCCCGCCAUGGGUACACAAGCCCUGGGCAUCAAGAGGAAGGACCAGGAGCCCUCCAGACCCAGGGUUCACCACUAGACCAUGAAUCAGAGCCUGGUUCCUGUAGGUCAGACUCUUCUCGAACCAGGGAGUCCACGAGUCAGAACAGCCAAAACUCGGACCAGAGUGUCCGACAUCGGUCUCACGCAGCACGCAGAGGACACACUGAUCCACAUCAUAAGGUCUCACUUGGUGGUUCGGAACAAUUCCAGGCCCUGCUGGAUGAGAACACAGACCUCCAUCAGAACCUGCUGCAGACGGUGGUCUUCAUCGAGAGCCUGCAGGCAGAGCUAACCAGGAGCAGGGAGGAGCUGAGCCAUGUCAAGGACAAGUACAGAAGUCUUGUGGAGACACACACAGGGACCAAGCAGACCAACACCCGGCCAGGGGAGCACCUGCACAUCACGUCUGAGAGUCUGAGCAGUGAGAGAAAGUACCUGAUCAACCGCAUUGCCGAGCUGAGCUCCGAGCUAGAGGAGGCCCAAAGGACCAUCGCUGCUCUGGAGACCAUCAAUGUGCCCUGUCUGAUCAAGGAGCUGCUGGAGAAGCACUUUGACUCUGCAGAGGCAGUCCAACAGUUCCUGAAAACAGCCACCACAGCCAACCACCCCAAUACCCCUUCUCUGCCGGACCUUAGCCAAUCCGGGGCUUCCAAUGUGGUGGAGGCGCCCUAUGAUUGGCUGACGGAGCCAGAGGCGGAUCCAGGCAGGGUGACGGCCUUCAUGCCUUGGAAACAGGAGGCAUCAGCUGUGACAGCGUCAGCUGUGCCGGCGUCAGCUGACGACUCUGGUGGUUACUGUACGAGCCAGAGCCAGCCGUUCUCCAUCGCCGACAUAAGCGCCGCCAUCUAUAAGAAGAUCGCCUCAGAAAUUGCUGCCAAUCACAGGUCUCCCCCACCAAAGUCACUGCACGGCUGUCCCAAGGGGACGAACCACACCGGGCCAGCGGGCCCCCGUGCCCAUGUGCGGCAGGUCCUGGAGACAGCUGAGCCGGGGCCCGGAGAAGUGACCUAUCUGUCAGCCCAACAGGUCCUGGAUGAGUUCAUCAACCAGCUGCAUCCCCAAAACAAGGCCAGUGACGGCAAGCCAUCACAUAUGUCGACCUCCUAUGAGUAGGAUUAGGGAGGAGGUGGGAGGAGGCGUGACAGCAGGGACUCUGUUGGUUGCACUAAGUCAGGGAAACCUUCCAAUCAAACCACAAGGAUACAGCAACCGCACCACCAACAGCAGUUCUUUCUGAUUGCAGUAUAAAAGUAACAUAAGAAAGUUACUUGGCACCCAGUGGAACAAGAGAGAGUUAAUCGGAAUACUAUUGUAUUACCUGGGUUUGCUGAUGGUCCUGUGGUUUGCCUUUAUAGACCAUUUUCAGAGUAGACAUCUUAGCACAAAGCACAAAGUCUGGCUCGUAUGUCCCUUACAACAAAUGGGUCUGUUACCUUUACAUGCCAGGGCACACACAUUGACCAUUGCUAUUGUUUGACACACAUUAGUGAAUCCUCUGCUUACCUUCCCAAUGUUGGGGGCUUCAGCUGUGUGUGCCCUGCCUUGCCAGCUCUGUGAAAAGGGUACAUGGUCAUGGUCUGUUAUCUUCACCGUCGUCUAGUCUAGUACACUACCCGUGGCCUGUGGUAGCCUUGCAUAAAACAGUCCUACGACCAGGUGCCUGGUGAAAAGGGUCUCUAAACUGUAAUAGUCUAUUGUCAUAUAUUAUAUGUACAGUUAAAGUAUUGUUUUUUGUCUACAUUUAAUAUGGUUUAAUGGUUACUUUCAGUGGAAUAUUUAACAGAGCAUUAAUGAAAAAGUUAUAUAAAACAUUCUCGCAUUUUGGCAAAUGAUAUUGGCAUUCAAACUAUAGAAAAUGAUGUUAAAUAUGAUUCAAUUGCGAGUUAUUUAAGUUCCUGUAUAUACUGUUUGAAUAUAGCAUAAACUUUUCAAAAAGAUUGAAAUAUGAUUCAAUUGCAAAAUAUUUUAGGUCCUAUUUAAGUAUGUAAUGUCAGAAUAUAGAAAUGAAAUGGAAUAUCUGGAUGGUCUCAAAAGGCAAGUUCCAAUAAUAAUUGUUUCAAUUGUUCACUUUAAUGUCAAUGGCUGAUUCUACUCAGGUUUUUUAGGUAGGCCUUUGUCAUACCAAAAUAAUACUGAAUGCAUUCUCCUCCUUUUUGUGUGUUUAGGCCUGCUAAGAUAUGUGCAUGCUAGGCUUUGUGGGCAUUGUCUAGUGCUUCCCUUAUGUACACAAACAUGUCUGUAGGAUUGAUGUAGUCUACGAAUGAAUGUAGUACUAACGUAUACAAUAAUGUUGUACUGAUAUAGUAAUCUUGAAGCGAAAAGUAAUUGUGUCCGGGUAUCCUAUUUGUACAUACAGGGUUCAGUUUAUUAGUGUCAAAGUAAUCGUGUUAUUGAUCUUAUUUAUUCACCCUGUCCAACAGUCCCACUGUUAACAGUUUCCAUGACAUGAUGUUGUCGAUCCAGCUCGAUGUGUCGUCUGUGAAAACGCUUCUGUGCUGAUCAAUAACAAUAAAAUAUUAAUAAUCACAACAC